AACACAAACAGCCUGCUCAGUCUAUAAGGUACUACAAGAAGCUCUCAGAAGGACAGUGAGGUGUGUUCAUGCUACAAGACUGAUCAUCUACCUCCCUCAAAUUUUAGCUACAUAUCAGUGAUGCAUCAUCUGUUUGUGCUCCUGUUUUUCACAGGAGUCUUUUCCUUCGCGCUGUCUCUCUCUCGUACAUACAGUCUGAUCCAACAGAAGAAAACAUGGAGCGAUGCUCAGGCUUACUGCCGAGCCACAUACACUGACCUGGCUAUCAUCAAAAGUACUGAAGACAUGGUCAAUCUUCAGAGUGUAGCACAGACACAACAAUUCAAUUCCAGUGCUUGGACUGGACUGUACACAAACAUCAAUAGCUGGUACUGGACCUUCCAAAAUGAGCUGAUGGGAAGUUUUACAUCCUGGGCAAAUGGGGAACCUAACAACAACUACGGAAAUGAGUUGUGCAUCAUUAUAUCUCAUUAUUCUUGGUAUGAUGUACCAUGUCUCUGGAAAUUCCCUUAUGUAUGUUUUGAUGACAGGGACAAUGCCACUGAGAGGUAUGUUUUAAUCACACAGCGUAUGACUUGGUAUGAUGCUCAGAGCUACUGUAGGCAGUAUCACACAGACCUGGCCAGUGCGAGAAACUCAAUAGAAAACUCAAUUGUAGGGAUUAUGUACGGUUGGAAUUGGACUUGGAUUGGUCUCAGGAGAGACCCCUGGAAAUGGACAGACCAGACCACUGAUGUGUCUGUCAUUAAGUGGUCGUCUGGAUCUGCUGAUGAUUACUCAAAGAAUAAAAGUUGUGUCUAUUUAAAUGGUGCUCGGGCUAAUGUAGAACAGUGCUCAACCAUACUGCCAUUCUUCUGUUACUCAUAUCCAAAAAAACAGCAGACCAUAAAAAUGAAGGUCAAGUCCAGUCAGGAUGUGAAUGAUCCUGCAAUGAUGGCAGCCAUCGAGGAGAAGCUCAAGCAGAAACUGAAGGAUUAUGGAAUGAAUGAGAACAUCACUGUGAAGUGGAGAAAGCAACCAGAUGGAGUGGUGUUUCACAAGGAGGAGGAAAAUAUUACUGCAGUGACUAACGCCAGGGACACGAGUGGACCCUAAAUCUCAAAUAGUGUAUAUUUUGUAGAGCAUUAAUCACUUUUAGUUUGAGGACACAGAGUGUGUUCUUAAGUAAUACUUUAACAGACCCAGAGUUAACAAUUUCACUGAGGAUGGUGUUGGAAUGGUUCUUUAGAUGAAAUCCAAAAUACUGGAUCUGGUAACAGCUGUUCAUCAGCAGAUGAGCCAGUUCACCAAACUAACAGCCAUGCUGACAUUUCAAGUAAUGUUUUAAUUUAUUGAGGUCUUUCAUUCAAUAGUAAGAAAAACAAAUUUUCAGGUUAUUCCAUUGCUUUAUAUUAACAGUAAUCUCUUUGCAUAUGUACAAAAUAUAUAAUAUAAAAGCCUUCUACACUUUAUGUAGUGCAGUAUGUAACCAAUAGAAAGGCUUAACUUGGUUUGCUUGCUGUAAAAUUAGCAAAUUUCCUGAAGUUUAACUAUUCUGGCUUUUACAGUUGAUUUGUUUGGAUUUGGGGUUUUAGUUUGAGCUUAAAGGCUUUAAUAUUAAUUAUUAAAUUAAUCACAUAAAUGACUUUAAAUAGAAUACAUAAUGUGUAACGGGAAGCUUCUGUGUAAUUGCUCUGUUGUCACAAAUAGUCCUCUAUAUGAUUAGAAUAUUUAUUUAGCUUUAGUCUGUCUGUCUUUAAAAGGAUACAUAAACUCUGAUAGACUUUACUACUUUAGUGCAUUUUGAUUGCAUUGUGACUGGCAACAGAGAUGAAGAAUUGAUCAGAUUCACUUGUCAAGUUUUUCUAAGCAUUUUAACUCUUGACUAUGUUUAAAGAUUCUGU
This is a messenger RNA of Hemibagrus wyckioides, 1883 nucleotides long. Its product is annotated as putative C-type lectin domain family 20 member A. The record is from RefSeq and is a predicted model, not a curated record. NCBI's taxonomy places the organism in Eukaryota, Metazoa, Chordata, Actinopteri, Siluriformes, Bagridae. The coding region runs from base 121 to 1095 and encodes 324 amino acids. The transcript has 6 exons.